AUGCGGCCAGUUUAUAACGCUUGGGAAAGCGACUACCACACUCAACCCUCCAACCCAGCCGAGACCAAUCGCAUACCCGACUCUAAUGUCGAUGCUGGAAGCUUUACUUCCCCAGCCUCUGGAUCAUCAGGUCCUGCUCCAGAGUCCACUGCGGCCUGGCCACAAUCGUAUUCAGGAAUGGUUUCGGGAGUUCCUGAUGCUCCUGCUUCGAUUGGUGCUGCAGCUUACACGGGUGAGAGCCUGUCUACGGGCAUAGCUCCUGUUCCAUCUGGAAGCACCCAAACAGCUACAGUUAACCCGAUGUUGACGCCAAGUUCUGAGAACAACACUCCUGCAAGCUCAGCAGGCUGGGAAAUGUCCGGCACUGCUCCUUCGGGAACGCAGGUAGAUCCAGCGCAAUUUACAGGAGCUGCAUCUUCAAACAAACUUAGCCUCGCCACAGGACUAGCCAGUGGAUUCGCCCUCCUCGCCUUCCUGUUGAUGUAA
Molecule: messenger RNA, 486 nt
Organism: Exophiala bonariae
Lineage: Eukaryota; Fungi; Ascomycota; Eurotiomycetes; Chaetothyriales; Herpotrichiellaceae
Exons: 2
Coding region: 1-486 (161 amino acids)
Source: RefSeq, a predicted model, not a curated record